AAAAAGAAAAAUAACAAUGAGUUUGUCACUCGCCUCUUCUCUCGAUCAGACCCGACGAGACAGCGCCCUGGACAUGGACGGCGGCGAUGCCACGUCGUCUGCCAGUCCCUCCUCGCCGCGGCCCUUCGGGGUCGGGGCGGACGGCGAGGAGAGACUCGCUUCUCGUGACGAAGGCUGCGAUGCCCUGGCGAGCGCGAUUGCUUCGACGCUGGGGGCUGUAAUGAGGGACUUCGAUUCCAGGGCAGAGAGCGCUGGACAGAGCCAGGACGAGCUCGUCCUCUCCCUAGAUCGUCUCACGGGAGAAUUGGACAAGCUACUAGAGGAUGCACCAUUACGAUUCAUUAUGCAGUAUGCUAUGAGAAUCUCCACCAUACGGAAGAGAGUUUCAGCAUUGAACUUUACUUUGAAGACAAUUCAGAGGCGAAUUGAUAAUAUGGACCAGUUUCUUUCUAUGGGCAUACCUACAAGCAAUCACCAACCAACAGAACAGCCACAUCAUUAAUAACUUUGUAAUCCAGGUACUUCAAUUAUUUUUGGCCGGUACUCUUAGUAUUGGGUUUUUCAGUUCUUUGGUGUUGUUUUUCCAGUUCUGGUUAUAUAUGGUGCAAAUUUUGCUAUGUAAAUACCAUAUGAAUAGCAUUGAUUAUUAAAAGCACAAAGAUUAUAUAAUCUGAUUAUUUGA
This is a messenger RNA of Zingiber officinale, 682 nucleotides long. RefSeq lists its product as uncharacterized. The record is from RefSeq and is a predicted model, not a curated record. Bases 17 to 502 code for a protein of 161 amino acids. The transcript has 3 exons. NCBI's taxonomy places the organism in Eukaryota, Viridiplantae, Streptophyta, Magnoliopsida, Zingiberales, Zingiberaceae. Gene Ontology annotation, molecular function: SNARE binding. Gene Ontology annotation, cellular component: BLOC-1 complex; synaptic vesicle; BORC complex. Gene Ontology annotation, biological process: synaptic vesicle exocytosis; lysosome localization; lysosome organization.